AUGGGCAAUACUCCUUCCGCAACGUAUCCAGGACCAGUUAUUGCCAAAAGCCAAAGGAACCUUUGCAAAAGAAUAAAUGAUGGAAUAUACGGCUUCGAAUGUCAGUGCACUAAAGAAGAUAUAGAGAAACAAAGAGAUGAAUGCAGGGAGUUCAAAAGAGCAUGGGAGUUUGCUGAUCACUAUAAAUGUUUUGUAUCCACAAAUCGCACUUUAUGCCAGCUCCAUGAAAAGUUUGCCCAGUACGGACCCUAUCGGCCUUGCCAACCUAGGGCAUCGGCUGACCUUAAUAUUAAAGUAGACUCGGUGUUGAUAGUAUUAGGUUCUGAGAAUCAACAAAAUGUGACGAUCAGCACGGGGAUGAAUGUUGGUGCUAAACAAUUGCAUUCUAUCUUCAGUGAGUGUGGUCUGUCUACCGAUACGAUUAGGAAUCUUAUUCUGCAAGAAAUUGGCGAACGAUGCUUUACAUCCUCUGCAACUAGUUCUACUUUAGCCGGCUUCAAAAACUUAAGUCUUUAUAAUUUCAUAUAUGACAAUGUACAGGAAAGUCUACAUGAUCCAUGGAACGAAUUGAAAUACCCUACCUUUUUUAUUGGAUGCACUGAUAAAGAUGGCGAUCAGAAUUUUCCGGUUGUCUAUGGUAUUUGUAAAGUGAUUAAACAAAUUUCGAAACAUUUGCAGCAGGAGCAUUUGGAGGGGAACGUACAUCAAAUUGUAAAGUUAAUGAAUGCAAGAAAUCUUUGA
Naumovozyma castellii is the source of this 741-nucleotide messenger RNA. RefSeq lists its product as uncharacterized. The coding region runs from base 1 to 741 and encodes 246 amino acids. NCBI's taxonomy places the organism in Eukaryota, Fungi, Ascomycota, Saccharomycetes, Saccharomycetales, Saccharomycetaceae. The record is from RefSeq and is a predicted model, not a curated record. The transcript has a single exon.